UGCAGAAGCACCGGUAAUCUUAUUUUAUACAAUACAUAAAAGAAAUAUAUAAAUAAUCCAAAUGUUGUCAUUAGUUUAAUAAAUUAGCAACCAAUAAUAGAAAGCCUUGUGUGUUAAGUACAAUAAGCAAUAAUUGGCCUAUGCGUUAAUGCGCAAUCAACGAGCAUCGGCAACGUCAAAAUGGAUCUGCUUGACUCAAUACUUAACUCAAUGGAUGCUCCGCCAACCACAAAUGAACAGCAAAAGACGCUGAUCAAAAAACAGCGGGAAAUGGUGGAGCGGAUGCAAAACAAGCAAAAGGAAGAGCUGUUGCGAUUUCGAAAGUACGUCGAGGAAAGGAUGGGACGAUUUGCUAAGGAUGAUCGCACAUACAUUGAGUUCCAGCCGUUGGACAAGGUGCAUCGCUCAGUUAUACACGAAAUAGCGGAGAAUGGUGGUUUCAUAGCAAUGAGCUUUGGUCGCGAGGACGAGGACCGGCACUCGGUAGUCUACAAGAAGGAACACCCACCCAGCGAGGACGAGGUAACAGCCCGUCGUAACGGCGAAGGCUGGAGCAAGGACAUAGCCAAAGAAUACUCUGAGCGGCGGAAAGAGCGCCUGGCCCAGGAGCAAAGUCUGAUCGACAAGCAAUCCACGUCUGAAGCGGGCUCCAGCGCAGCCCACAGCAGCAGCGCGGACACAAGCGCUGAAGUGAAACCAACCUCCAAUUAUAAAACAAAAUAUGCCCACCUUAUCGGCGAAUCGGCGGCUCUGCAAGCAGCCCGCAAAACAGAAACAAAUCAGAGCUACGGCUUUGUGCCCAGCAAGAACAAAAAGGACAUGCGCUCCAUUGAGCAGACGCUGGCCGACAUACAGGCCAAGAAGCGUUUGAAAUUGCAACAGCAGCAGCAGGAGCAGGAACAGGAGCAGGAACACGAACUGACAGCGUCACAGGCUGAGAAUCACGACGCAGAACAGCGAUAAAAAUAAGUUUGUGCGGAAAAUAGAAUUAAGAUAAUGUAUGUAUGUUUUGUUAGUUAUUCACAGUUAAUCUGAUGAGAAGUCAGUUUAAAUGUUGGGCAUACACGAAUAUGUUCACAAAUAUGUAUCUGAAAGCAAUUUAAAUUGUUAGCCAGUUAAGAACAUUAGCUGCGGAUUUUUUAAAAAAGAAGUUAUAUCAACUGCAGUGUCCAAUUA
Drosophila virilis is the source of this 1176-nucleotide messenger RNA. Its product is annotated as sperm-associated antigen 7. Lineage: Eukaryota; Metazoa; Arthropoda; Insecta; Diptera; Drosophilidae. Gene Ontology annotation, molecular function: nucleic acid binding. The record is from RefSeq and is a predicted model, not a curated record.